Seriola aureovittata is the source of this 1895-nucleotide messenger RNA. It is a transcript of the gene psg4, whose product is annotated as sialoadhesin. The transcript is spliced from 8 exons. Lineage: Eukaryota; Metazoa; Chordata; Actinopteri; Carangiformes; Carangidae. The record is from RefSeq and is a predicted model, not a curated record. Bases 134 to 1852 code for a protein of 572 amino acids.
GUUUAAGAGGAGCCAUCAAAGUGAAGUCAUAGUAUCAGUGACACAAUGACACCCCCACACACACCCCCACCCCCUUCUUUGCUCCUGUGUUCAUCCUUCCCUCCGUCUGUGCUGGCAGAGCAGGGUUGCAGUCAUGCAUGUGGACACUGUCUCUCUUGUGUGUCCCCUGAUUUUUGCAGCCCUGUGGAGGGGGGUCCGGACUGCCUCUCCUGUACCCUCAGUCCCUGACCGAGUCCAAGCUCUGGUGGGCUCCUGUGUUGUGAUUCCCUGCUCGUUCACUCCUCUAGCUCCUCAUCCUCUCAAGGGGAGGAAGGAGAGGGUGGACGUCCGGCUGAGGUUCAGAGGUGGUGGCCACUUAUUUCCUCUUCGGAGCAUCGCUUUUAACAGCGAACACAGGGAUCAAGUGAGCAGGGAUUUCCAAGGCCGGACGUCUCUCUCUGGGCGAAUCACAGAGGGAGACUGUUCGGUGAAGAUAGAAAGGAUCAGCCUGGAUGACUCACGGAUGUUUGAGAUCGCUCUGAAAAGAGGUGAUGACUUACUGUGGGGAAAACCAAGGAGCUUUAAUCUGGAUGUUGUUGACACUCCUGAGGCUCCUGUCAUCAGCGGCAUGUUGUCGGCCACAGAGGGACAGCUGGUUACCUUGAACUGCUCGGUCAACUAUUACUGCCCCUCCAGGCCUCCUGCCCUGCAGUGGAGCUGGGAGCGAGGAGGCCACCUGAACAGCACCGAGCCCGGGGAGGUACAGACACUCUACCCAGAGCCCCACAGGCUGAUGUUACUGGCUCCUCUGUCCUUCACUGUGUCACAUCAGGUGAAACCCAGGCUCAGGUGUGAGGUCAGCUACCCAGGAGCCAAAACACUGGCCACUUCCAAGGAUCUGCAUGUGACAUUUCCACCAAAAGAAGUGAAAGUUCAGGUCCAGUCCAUGACAGUGCAGGAGGGGGGCAAUGCCUUACUGGUCUGCUCAUGCAAAGCUGACCCUCCAGUGUCGGAGUACCGCUGGUCCUACACUCAGCACGGCCGUACAGUGCACCUCCACCAGCGCGCACACACAGUUCGGUUGUACAACGUGACUCGGGACAUGAAGGUCCGCUGCUCAGUACAGAACCUGAUUGGUCGAGGAGAGUCCCGGCCCACACCACUGAACAUACAAUACAAACCUGUCAUCCUCCGGCUCUCCUCCACCUGUGUGCUAGAGGAGAUGGAGGUGCUGUGUCGCUGCUCAGUCGACUCCAACCCCAAACCUGCGGUCACCUGGAGCAUCAAUGGGACUGUUCCACCUCGUGAUUACAAUGUGUCAGUAACAUCAGAGCCUCACGUGCUAACAGCUACUCUGAGGGGCCGCAUGGACAGACCCCUGACAGUGAUCUGCUUUGCUUUCAACGCCCUGGGAAAUGAUUCCCUGGUUUUGCUGCAGGCAGGACAGGAGACAGCCCCCUUGUGGUGGAUGGUGUUACCUGCUGUGGCCAUCUGCUUGGUCAUUUUCCUCCUGUCUCUUAUUUUGUACUGCUGCCGAAAGAGAGCUGGAAAAGAUGUUCUGAGUAGACAUCCAGCUGUUUACCCUGAAGGACUGGGAGUUUAUCAGGACAGGACGCCCCUCUAUAUUAACUGCACGGAAGUGACUCAUAUCUACACCAACGGCAGCUACCAACUUGUAUAUCAGAACUGUACGCCUCUCUUUGUCCAUACUAACCAGAUCCGUCCAAUGGGCAGAAGAGGUGGGGAGAGACGAAGAGGAGGAGAGGGUGCAGGAAUAGACAGACGAGCCCCUUCAGGAGUCAGAGGGACAAGAGAGGUGCAGGGUACUACUGUGGCUGAUGCAGAAACGGCCAUCUACCUGGAAAUCAUCUGAGUCACAUUAUUCACCUGUAACAUUAAACUUGCAUUAGACUUCG